AUGGCUAAUUCAAAGGUCCCUUCUAUCCCCAGCUGGCAGCUAGCUGCGAACCGCAACGCCGAAGAAACCCAAGCUUCCUCGAGCGUGGAGAAGCAGUCGAGUCCAUCGACAGACAAGACUUUACUUGAGCAAGCUUCACAGUUUCUGCAAGAUGAAUCGAUAAAGGAUGCACCGAUAGACAAGAAAAUUGCGUUUCUUGAGUCCAAGGGUUUGGAAAAUGACGAUAUCCAAAAGCUCCUGGGGACUUCUAGAAAUACAGAUGCGACAUCAAGCAAAGAGGACGAGUCUUCCUCAUCCAGUUCGAACCAAGAGGCGUCAUCAAGUCCUUCCGAAAUCCACUCUAAGGGUGCAUCUAAUGCCCUGUCAUCGACGCAGCAACAACCCUCCGUACCCGCCCGUGACAUCCCUCCUAUCAUAACUUAUCCUGAAUUCCUCACGAACGCUCCAAAACCACCACCACUCGUAAACCUACGAACACUUCUAUAUACUCUAUACGGUGCUGCAGGCCUCGCAUCAACCAUGUAUGGUGCGAGUGAAUUUCUUAUCAAACCUAUGAUCGCCUCCCUCACGGAUGCACGGCAAGAACUCGCACAGACAGCGCAACGGAAUCUCGAGACUCUGAACGAAAAGUUGGAAAAGAGCGUCUCUACUAUACCGCUCGCGGCAAUGAAAUCUGGAAAACCCGCGUCAUCUCAAGAGAAAGAAGAAGGGGACACAGACUCAAUCACUUCGGACCCCACCGAGCUUUUCCACCGUGACAUCGCGACCCAAACAAGCCCAGAACUCGAGAACCCUCCGAACUUGCCCUCCACAUCCGCAGAAUCAAUUAUAAUCUCAGAAUCCCAAAAGGCACUAGACUCCCAUGUCUCCCGUCUCAAAUCCAUAUCCUCCCAGCUUAACGACAUCCUCUACGAAGAAAAACAAGCAGACGUCUCCCACGUCGACGCUCGAGAUCGUAUCGCCGAUUUGCAGGGCUACCUUGAUAGCUUGGCCUACAGUUCACCCUCGUAUCUAAGCUCACCACUAUACGGCGCAUACGGCGACGAUUCAAAGGAUGGUAAAUCAGGUAUCUCGAAUGGAGAAGCAGAUGCAAUCGCCGCCUUUAGAGCAGAAGUGAGAAGCGCCAAGGGUGUGUUACUGAGCGCGAGAAACUUCCCGGCUGGAGUACGCGGAGGAGUUCGUAUGGGCACUAGGAGCACGACAUCGUAG
Messenger RNA from Uncinocarpus reesii 1704, 1209 nucleotides. RefSeq lists its product as uncharacterized. The coding region runs from base 1 to 1209 and encodes 402 amino acids. Lineage: Eukaryota; Fungi; Ascomycota; Eurotiomycetes; Onygenales; Onygenaceae. Gene Ontology annotation, molecular function: signaling receptor binding. Gene Ontology annotation, biological process: protein import into peroxisome matrix, docking. The record is from RefSeq and is a predicted model, not a curated record. Gene Ontology annotation, cellular component: peroxisomal importomer complex; peroxisomal membrane. The transcript has a single exon.